This is a messenger RNA of Penicillium daleae, 2199 nucleotides long. RefSeq names its product rRNA (cytosine-C5-)-methyltransferase NOP2. The coding region runs from base 1 to 2199 and encodes 732 amino acids. Lineage: Eukaryota; Fungi; Ascomycota; Eurotiomycetes; Eurotiales; Aspergillaceae. Gene Ontology annotation, biological process: rRNA base methylation; maturation of LSU-rRNA. Gene Ontology annotation, molecular function: RNA binding; rRNA (cytosine-C5-)-methyltransferase activity. Gene Ontology annotation, cellular component: nucleolus. The record is from RefSeq and is a predicted model, not a curated record. The transcript has a single exon.
AUGGGAAAGGGACGUCGCAUGAAGAAGCAGGGGCCUCCUGCUCCCCUGGAUGAGUCCAAGAUUUCAAUUUUGAAGAAGCGCAAGGCCGCUGAGAGCGAGUCAGCUUCCAAAGCUGUCGCAGCGAAGAAGCGUCGGAGAUCCGACGCUGACGAGGAGGAUGUUGUGACGAAGGAUGCCUCUAAGAAGUCGAAGGUGAACGGUGCUGCCACCAAUGGUGCUGGAAAGGAUAAGAAGAAGAAGAAGGGCUCUUCAGAGAAGAAGAAGCCCGUGCCAAUGUCCGACUCCGAGGAUGAAGAAAUGGACGACGAGUUUGGUGACCUGGAUGAUGUUAGCGAGGGAUCAUUGGACAGUCAGGAGGAGCUCGAACGCUUGUCCGACUUGGAGGAUGAGGAGGAGGACGAUUCGGUCCUCGACUCUGACGAGGAUGAUCACCCCCGUCAGGCCAUGUUCUCCGACGACGAAGACCUUUCUGACGCUGAGGAACGAUUGACUGCUGCCAAUAUCGAGGGACUUUCUCGGAAAUUGGAUCUCCAGAAACAGGCAGAAGAGGAAGAGGCCGAGCAGGAAUUGCAAGAGUCUGCCAUGCAGACCAACAUUGCCGGUGACCGCCCCGAUGUCUUCACCGAUGAGACCCGUCCCGAUGGUCUUGCUCCGGAUUUGCAGCUCCUGCGCCAACGUAUCACAGACACCAUCCGCAUCCUGGGUGAUCUCAAGACCCUGGGACAGCCCGACAAGUCUCGCGCCGAGUACGUCGAUCUCCUCUUGAACGAUAUCUGCACCUACUACGGCUACACCCGAUACCUGGCCGAGAAGCUUUUCAACCUGUUCACACCCAUGGAGGCAUUCGCCUUUUUCGAAGCCAACGAGACACCGCGUCCAGUCGUUAUUCGUACCAACACCCUGCGAACCAACCGUCGGUCUCUCGCCCAGGCCCUGAUCAACCGUGGUGUCGUGCUUGAGCCCGUGGGUAAGUGGUCCAAGGUCGGCCUGCAGGUCUUCGAGUCCCCCGUGCCUCUGGGUGCCACCCCGGAGUACUUGGCUGGUCACUACAUUCUCCAAGCUGCAUCUUCUUUCCUGCCCGUCAUGGCUCUCGCUCCCCAGCCCGGUGAGCGUGUUCUCGAUAUGGCUGCCGCCCCCGGUGGUAAGACUACCUACAUGUCCGCUCUUAUGCGCAACACCGGCUGCGUCAUCGCCAACGAUGCCAGCAAGCCCCGUGCUAAGGGUUUGAUUGGUAAUAUUCACCGUCUCGGCUGUAAGAACACUAUCGUCACCAACAUGGAUGCCCGUACUGCCUUCCCCAAGGCCAUGGGUGGCUUCGACCGUGUCCUGCUGGACGCUCCUUGCACCGGUACUGGUGUUAUCUCCAAGGAUGCUGGUGUGAAGACCUCCAAGGAUGAGAACGAUUUCUUCCGCAUUCCUCACAUGCAACGACAGCUUCUUCUGGCUGCCAUUGACUCCGUCGAUCACGCUUCCAAGACUGGUGGUUACGUGGUCUACUCGACUUGCAGUGUUACCGUGGAGGAGAACGAGGCUGUUGUGCAGUAUAUCCUGCGCAAGCGGCCCAACGUCAAGAUUGUCGACACCGGCCUGGGCGACUUUGGUAGCCCCGGUUUCAUCAGCUACAUGGGCAAGAAGUUUGACGCCAAGAUGGCACUUACCCGCCGCUACUUCCCUCACCGGGAGAACGUCGACGGUUUCUACGUCUGCAAGCUGAAGAAGACUGGCCCUACCCCCGUGGCGAAGCCGACUGACGACAAUACCUCUUCUGCUGAUCGUCAUCCUCGUCGUGCUAGCUCCAAGGCUUCCUCCACCGAUGAGGAGGUCAUUGACAAGACCCCCAUUGUUGAUGAAGACGGUGCCGCCAUGAACUUUGAAGGCGGUGCUUUCGGUCCAUUCGCAGAGGGUGACGAGGAUGCGGGGCGCAUUGCUCGCGCUGAACGUAACCGUCUCCGCCGUAAGGGUAUCAACCCCAAGGGUGUUUUGAACAAGCCCAAGAAGAAGAAGGAGGGGGAGCAGGCAUCGCCCAAGUCUGAUGCCAAGACCGAGUCCACCCAGGAGAAGGAGAAAGGAGAGGAGAAGAAGGAGACCGAGGCUAAGCCUGAGGCUGCCAAGAAGUCCUCCAAUCAGGAGAAGAAGACCGUGACGAAGGAGGGCAAGGCAGAGAAGAAAGAGAAGAAGGCCAAGAAGGCAAGCAAAUGA